CAGCGAGUCGAGAUGAAACUCUGCUUCCCAGAAUGCCGCAGCUCUGUUCCGUUAUUACUUCAUUUCCACACUGAACAAGACACAAAUGUCAGAUUUGUUGGUUAGUAGCAGAUAUCUCUGGUCAGGUUCAGUUUGUAGGGAAAGCUUGAUAAUAUUUAAUUGUACUGAAAGUAUACCUGUAGUAAGGCGCUUUAAACACAGCGGAGACUGCCAAUGCUUUGUUGUCGGGGAAGUUAGAAGAGGCGAGCAGCUAAUGAAGAAGUAGCUAACGUUAGUUUAAGUUAGCUUAGAUAAGAUGAAGCCUGCUCUCAUCCCUGGGAAUCACACUAUCAUCAGCUAACUUCAUGUUAACACGGAACACUAGCAUCAGAUGCUCUGCCAUAACCCAGUCUGUUAGCUAAUAUAUCUACAGAGAAGCUUCAGCGAUGGAAGAAGUUGACAAGAUUUUGAUUCACGCCCUCAAACAAGUCGGCACAGAUCUAAGUGAGGAGACUGACAGCGUGAAGAAGUUCAGCAGUGAACUUCUCGUGGAGGCGGUGGUCAGAUGUAUCCGGGUAAUCGAUCCCGGCCUCGGCAGCGCCCUGCCCACCUCCCUGCCUCCAGGCAUGUCUGCCCGCUUCAGGGUGGGCAUGAGCCUGGCACAGGCCUGCCAGGACAUUGGUUAUAAAGGAGAGAUAGGUUACCAGACCUUUCUGUACAGCAAUGAGCCCGAGAUCCGCUCCCUUCUCAUGUUCCUGGUGGAGAAGCUUCCCAGAGAAAGUGCAGAGGUCUCAGACCAGCCAACAGGUAAAUCUGUGGUCCUCCAGAAAGCCAUCGCUGCUGCAAUCAAAGCUCAACUGGCUGUGCCCUGGCUGCCUCUAAACUGCAGACUGCCACUGCAUGGUGAAACACAAAGUCCAGGAGCAAUCCACAGCUUCCACGCCCAGCCUCUCAGUUUGCCCCGCUGCAGUAAAGGAAAGAAGCAGCUGAAAGAGGUGGAGGACUACCAGCGAGACAUUCUUCCUCCUGUGACUGCCCAGCUUUGCCAUCAUGCCUCUGUGGUGGCGUCCAUACUAGAGCAGCACACAGCUGAGCUGAGUGCUGCUCAGGAGUGGGACAACGAGUGGAACAGCCAGGGGCUUCUGUCUCGCCUCACACCACAAGAGUAUCGCUCCAGGAAGCUGAGCCGCCUACGUAAACGCAUCGAGGAGCAACUGCGAUCUGCUGCCCUGCCCUCUGCUGAAAGUGCUUUUGGUGGUCCUCGCUCCACCUCUGACCUGUCUGAGCUCCUGCAGGCCUUCAGAGGCUCCGCCCCUUCUGACCAAGUCCUGACCAAGGGCUCCCACUUCAUCCACACACAGAAGUUCACCUUCACACAGCAGGCGCCAGCAGGAAGCAGCCCCCCCCUCCCCUCUGGGCCUCAGUCAGAGAGUGACAUCCAGCUCCGUCAGCAGGAGGAGCAGCUUUCACUCCAGCAGCAGUUCCAGCAGCUCUGUAGUGAUGUGGACCAGCUAGCAGCAGACAUGAAGCACAUGAGAGUCACUAACACACAGGUUUUGGAUGAGUUGAAGCAGAGAGAGCUGGGGAACUCUGAAAAAGAGGUGAAGAUGCAGGUGAAGAAGAAAACAAUCGACCUGUUGCCCGACUCAGAGAACAACCAGCUGAAGCUUCAGGCUCUGGUGGAGGCCAGUGCCAAGCGGGUGGUGAACCUGGCUGCUCAGUGGGAGAAACACCGAGCUCCUCUCAUCGACGAGCAUCGCAGGCUCAAAGAAAUCUGCAGCAACCAAGAUCUGGAGUCAUCCAGAAAGCUCUCUGAAAUCAAGUCUCUUCAUGACAAAAUCCGUGUGUCGACGGAGGAGGCCAAGAAGAAGGAAGAAAUCUACAAACAACUGGUAACGGAGUUAGAAAAUCUUCCCCAGGACGUGUCUCGGUCAGCAUACACUCAGAGGAUUCUAGAGAUCGUCAGCAACAUCAAGAAACAGAAGGAGGAAAUUACAAAGAUUCUAUCAGACACCAAGGAGCUGCAGAAGGAGAUCAACAGCCUGACAGGAAAACUGGACAGGACCUUUGCUGUGACUGACGAAUUGGUCUUUAAGGAUGCAAAAAAAGACGAAUCUGUCCGCAAAUCCUACAAGUACCUGGCUGCCCUGCAUGAAAACUGCAGUCAAUUGAUCCAAACCAUUGAGGACACCGGGACAAUCUUGAGAGAGAUUCGAGAUCUAGAGGAGCAGAUUGAGACAGAAAAUGGCAGUAAAACUGUGGCUAACCUGGAGAGGAUCCUGGACGACUACAAGGCCAUUCGACAGGAGAACUCAGCACUUGCUGCCAAAGUCAGAGAAGGCUGAAAGAAUGGUGGUUAAAACCUGGAGCCAUGUGGACCUGAAGGUGACCAGAACAGCUCUCCAGUGUUCACACUGACAGACUGCUGUAUUAACACCACCCUCUGCAGGAACUGGAGACCUUUAGAAAGGCAAGCUGAACCGUAGAAGAGACUUGGUAUUUUAAUGCACAACCUGUAUGGAUGGAUGGAUGAAGAUGACAAGAAGUGUUUCAUUUCAAAGUGUUUAAUGCAGCUCGACAUGCUCUCUGAGGGUCCAUGCACUGGUUCUCUACCCAAAUGAAACACAACAGUGGACAGCUGAGCUUCUCUGUUCAAAAGUAAAGUCAUUCAUAGAUGUAUGAAAUACUUUUAAAGAUCUCUUGAUGAAAAUCUUUGACUUGGAAUUUUUAAUAUGGAAAUUAUUCCACACAUUUUCAACAGUUCUUGGAUGACAUGGUGAUAUUUGAACUGAAAAUGUUGAGUGAAUGGCAUUUGAAUGUAGUCCAUUAAUAAUGUUGUCCAGCCCCAUCAGCAAAGUAUUGUUGUAUAUAUGGUACCAGCUUGAAUAAAGUUGCCUUACAAACUUGAA
Centropristis striata (black sea bass) is the source of this 2888-nucleotide messenger RNA. RefSeq names its product coiled-coil domain containing 22 (gene ccdc22). The transcript is spliced from 16 exons. NCBI's taxonomy places the organism in Eukaryota, Metazoa, Chordata, Actinopteri, Perciformes, Serranidae. The record is from RefSeq and is a predicted model, not a curated record. Gene Ontology annotation, biological process: positive regulation of ubiquitin-dependent protein catabolic process. Bases 426 to 2324 code for a protein of 632 amino acids. Gene Ontology annotation, molecular function: cullin family protein binding.